UAGCAAGGUUUCUCGUGAGGGUUCACAAGCCAAUAAAGCUGAUCACACUCCCCUUUGUCCACUUGAUCACUCAAUUACACAACUUCUUGUGAUUCACUGUCAAUUCUAGAUCUCCUUAAAACUUUUUCUUAAUUACUUUUCAAGAUUCUUGAUUCUACACCACUAGCAAUUUUCCAUUUUUUCUUUCACUGAUUUUGGUUACUUGUUUGACAUUCUUGUUUUCAAGAUCCAAACAUCAUCACUUUCCAGAAAUGGAUACUUGUUGUGCGGCUAUGAAAUCGACGGUUCAUUUGGGGAGAGUGAGCACUGGUGGCUUUAACAAUGGAGAGAAGGAGUUUUUUGGAGAGAAGAUCAGAGGGAGUUUGAACAACAGUCUCAGGAUUAAUCAGUUGUCGAAAAGUUUGAAACUUGAGAAGAAGGAGAAGAAGAUUAAACCUGGGGUUGCUUACUCUGUGAUCACUACUGAAAAUGACACAGAGACUGUGUUCGUAGAUAUGCCACGUCUUGAGAGACGCCGGGCAAAUCCCAAGGAUGUGGCUGCAGUCAUAUUAGGAGGAGGCGAAGGGACCAAGUUAUUCCCACUUACAAGUAGAACUGCAACCCCUGCUGUUCCGGUUGGAGGAUGCUACAGGCUGAUAGACAUCCCAAUGAGCAACUGUAUCAACAGUGCUAUUAACAAGAUUUUUGUGCUGACACAGUACAAUUCUGCUGCCCUGAAUCGUCACAUUGCUCGAACGUAUUUUGGCAAUGGUGUGAGCUUUGGAGAUGGAUUUGUCGAGGUACUAGCUGCAACUCAGACACCUGGGGAAGCAGGAAAAAAAUGGUUUCAAGGAACAGCAGAUGCUGUCAGAAAAUUUAUAUGGGUUUUUGAGGACGCUAAGAACAAGAAUAUUGAAAAUAUCCUUGUAUUAUCUGGGGAUCAUCUUUAUAGGAUGGAUUAUAUGGAGUUGGUGCAGAACCAUAUUGACAGAAAUGCUGAUAUUACUCUUUCAUGUGCACCAGCUGAGGACAGCCGAGCAUCAGAUUUUGGGCUGGUCAAGAUUGACAGCAGAGGCAGAGUUGUCCAGUUUGCUGAAAAACCAAAAGGUUUUGAGCUUAAAGCAAUGCAAGUAGAUACUACUCUUGUUGGAUUAUCUCCACAAGAUGCGAAGAAAUCCCCUUAUAUUGCUUCAAUGGGAGUUUAUGUAUUCAAGACAGAUGUAUUGUUGAAGCUCUUGAAAUGGAGCUAUCCCACUUCUAAUGAUUUUGGCUCUGAAAUUAUACCAGCAGCUAUUGAUGAUUACAAUGUUCAAGCAUACAUUUUCAAAGACUAUUGGGAGGACAUUGGAACAAUUAAAUCUUUCUAUAAUGCUAGCUUGGCGCUCACACAAGAGUUUCCAGAGUUCCAAUUUUACGAUCCAAAAACACCUUUUUACACAUCUCCUAGGUUCCUUCCACCAACCAAGAUAGACAAUUGCAAGAUUAAGGAUGCCAUAAUUUCUCAUGGAUGUUUCUUGCGAGAUUGCUCUGUGGAACACUCCAUAGUGGGUGAAAGAUCGCGCUUAGACUGUGGUGUUGAACUGAAGGAUACUUUCAUGAUGGGAGCAGACUACUACCAAACAGAAUCUGAGAUUGCCUCCCUGUUAGCAGAGGGGAAAGUACCGAUUGGAAUUGGGGAAAAUACAAAAAUAAGGAAAUGUAUCAUUGACAAGAACGCAAAGAUAGGAAAGAAUGUUUCAAUCAUUAAUAAAGAUGGUGUUCAAGAGGCAGACCGACCAGAGGAAGGAUUCUACAUACGAUCAGGGAUAAUCAUUAUAUCAGAGAAAGCCACAAUUAGAGAUGGAACAGUUAUAUGAACUAGGGAUGCAUCUCUUGUUGAACUAGUGGAAAUCCAAAUCUCAACUUGAAUGACCUAUUUUCCACAAAAACCUAGCACAUUCAGCAGUUGACUCCCCGGAAGAAGCUUUCUAUGCUCACAUGUCCAAAAUAAAACUAAAGUUGCUGCCUAGUUCAUGUUCUAAGAGUCACAUUAUGUAAGAUAGCAUUUUGAAGAACUCAAUAGUUUAUUUAUUGCUCAACUUAGGCUUUUCGUAUUGUAAAAAACUCUACUUCAAAAAAAUAAAAAAUCUCUGAUGAUGCAUCUCUUCUCUAUUGGAAUUCAAUGAUAUCGUUCUUUGUUUUUA
This is a messenger RNA of Solanum pennellii, 2162 nucleotides long. Its product is annotated as glucose-1-phosphate adenylyltransferase large subunit 1. Gene Ontology annotation, biological process: glycogen biosynthetic process. The record is from RefSeq and is a predicted model, not a curated record. Gene Ontology annotation, molecular function: glucose-1-phosphate adenylyltransferase activity. Lineage: Eukaryota; Viridiplantae; Streptophyta; Magnoliopsida; Solanales; Solanaceae. The coding region runs from base 252 to 1835 and encodes 527 amino acids. The transcript has 15 exons.